AAGUGCUUGGCAGUUGGCAUGACCUCAAACUACAUUUCCAUGCAGCUUCCUCUAAACAGAAAACACAUCUGAUCUGUGCUUUCCACAACUUUUUCUCUCCUUCUUCUCAAUUUCCUCCUCUUAUAACAUUAUAUAUACAAACCCUUCAUUUCCCGAGAGUUUUCGAAGAGUUUCAUUUUCCGUAAUGGCGACGAAAAGUGAGGUUGUAUUUGAAGAUUUUUUCCCGUCAAUGGUUGAGAAACUGGGUGCAGAUGGGUUCGUGAACGAGCUGUGUAAUGGGUUUCGCUUGUUGAUGGACUCUGAGAAGCGAGUUAUUACAUUCGAGAGCUUGAAGAAGAAUUCUGCAGUUUUAGGGUUGCAGGAAAUGAACGAUUCUGAUUUGAUUUGCAUGUUGAAUGAAGGUGAUUUGGACGGUGAUGGGUGUUUGAAUCUGAUGGAAUUUUGUGCUCUUAUGCUUAGAUUAAGUCCUGAUUUGAUGAAAAGAUCAAUGUUUUUUGUGGUUUUGCAUUAAAUUGAUGAAUUUCAUGAGAUUAUUUUGUUCACGAAUAGAUGUCAUUAGUUGUUUUUUCUUUCAUACACAUUUCUUUGUC
Molecule: messenger RNA, 590 nt
Organism: Olea europaea var. sylvestris
Lineage: Eukaryota; Viridiplantae; Streptophyta; Magnoliopsida; Lamiales; Oleaceae
Product: calcium-binding protein PBP1-like
Exons: 1
Coding region: 185-511 (108 amino acids)
Molecular function (GO): calcium ion binding
Source: RefSeq, a predicted model, not a curated record